AAUUAACCACCAUCAUUAUUACUAAAAAUAAAGAACAGGUCAACCUACGAUAAAACAAAAAAGGAAAACGACAGCUAUAAUCACUCAAACACACAGCUCAACAUCACAAACAGUAUAACUAACAAACAAACAAACAAAAACAACACACAAAGAACCGCAUCGCCUCCAUUUCUUUCUCAUAAUUUUCAACAACAAAACAUUCAAUGGCCGCUGAACCCCACCGACGUGUUGUCGCCGGUGACGUUGAUGGGACAAACAAUGAUGAAACUUUGGCGAUGUCAAAUGAUGAACAACAAGAAGAACCUUCUAUUGAAAAAGGGUUUGAAGGAAAAUCAGUACCUACAUGGCAGAAACAGAUUACUGUUAGGGCUAUAUUAGUGAGUUUGUUGUUAUCAGUGCUUUUCUCGUUCAUCGUGAUGAAGCUUAAUCUUACAACUGGUAUUAUUCCUUCUUUGAAUGUUUCGGCUGGGUUGUUAGGGUUCUUCUUUGUCAAGACUUGGACUAAAUUGCUUUCUAAAUCGGGUUUUCUUAUUCAACCUUUUACAAGACAGGAGAAUACUGUUAUUCAGACUUGUGUUGUUGCUGCAAGUGGAAUUGCAUUUAGCGGUGGCUUUGGUAGUUACUUGUUUGCAAUGAGUCCAACUGUUGCAAAACAAAUUCCAGAUGAAGCCGGUGCCAUGGAUGUUAAGAGUCCUGGUGUAGGAUGGAUGAUUGCAUUUCUAUUUGUUGUUAGCUUUCUUGGUCUCUUUUCCGUGGUUCCACUCCGAAAGAUUAUGGUUAUAGACUUCAGAUUGACAUAUCCAAGUGGUACUGCAACAGCUCAUCUUAUCAACAGUUUCCAUACAACAGAAGGCGCCAAACUAGCAAAGAAGCAAGUACGAGCACUGGGAAAGUUCUUCUCCUUUAGUUUCUUAUGGGGUAUCUUCCAAUGGUUUUUCACUGCUGGUGAUGCUUGUGGAUUUGCAAGCUUCCCCACAUUUGGUCUAGAAGCCUAUCAAAGGAUGUUCUACUUUGAUUUUUCGGCUACCUACGUGGGGGUUGGGAUGAUAUGUCCAUAUAUAAUCAAUAUAUCCCUGCUGGUUGGUGGAAUUCUUUCAUGGGGUGUCAUGUGGCCUCUCAUUGAUGCGAAAAAAGGAGAUUGGUACUCUGCUGAUCUCAAACAAAGCAGCUUACAUGGUCUUCAAGGCUACAAAGUUUUCAUAGCCAUAGCAAUGAUUCUUGGAGAUGGUCUAUACAACUUUGUGAAAAUUCUUGGCCGCACUCUUUGGGGUUUGUAUAAUCAAUUUGCCACAAACGAAAGUGUGGCACCAUCCAAUGGUCCAAAUGGUGCUCUUACACUUUCAUACGAUGACAAGCGCAGAACCGAGUUUUUCCUCAAAGAUCAAAUCCCCUCUUGGUUUGCUAUUGCAGGCUAUGUCAUAAUUGCAAUAAUCUCAACCAUCGCUCUCCCCCAUAUUUUCCACCAACUAAAGUGGUAUCACAUAAUUUGCAUUUACUUGAUUGCACCGGUACUAGCCUUUUGCAAUGCCUAUGGCUGUGGACUAACAGAUUGGUCCCUUGCAUCGACCUACGGAAAAUUAGCAAUCUUCACUAUCGGUGCUUGGGCAGGCGCAUCUAACGGUGGUGUCCUAGCUGGUUUAGCAGCAUGUGGUGUCAUGAUGAACAUUGUUUCAACCGCUUCAGAUCUUAUGCAGGACUUCAAAACAGGUUACAUGACUUUGGCUUCACCGAAAUCCAUGUUUGUGAGCCAAGUUAUUGGAACUAUUAUGGGAUGUGUUAUAUCACCGUGUGUUUUCUGGCUAUUCUACCAUGCUUUCGGUACUCUUGGUGAACCCGGUUCAGCAUACCCUGCACCUUAUGCGCUUGUUUAUCGAAACAUGGCUAUACUAGGUGUGGACGGUGUCUCCGCUCUUCCUAAAAACUGUCUCGUACUUUGCUAUGUGUUUUUCGCUGCAGCUAUAAUUAUUAAUUUUAUUCGUGAUGUGGUCGGAGACAAAUAUUCCCAGUUCAUUCCUGUUCCUAUGGCUAUGGCUAUACCUUUCUACAUUGGAAGCUAUUUUGCUAUUGAUAUGUGUGUUGGAAGCUUGAUAUUGUUUGUGUGGCAGAAGCUUGAUAGGGCUAAAGCUGAUGCAUUCGGACCGGCUGUUGCUUCUGGUUUGAUUUGUGGAGAUGGAAUUUGGUCACUUCCAAGCUCAUUUCUUGCUCUUGGUGGAGUGCAGCCACCUAUUUGCAUGAAAUUCUUGUCUAGAUCAUCAAAUGCAAAGGUUGAUGCAUUCUUAGGAUCUUGAAUUUCAAUUAUUGAUUGAUGUUGUUGAUUUUUAUAUUGUUGAUGAAAAUUAUGUGAAAGGUAUGGAGGCGAUGUGGUGUUGCUGAUUUUUAUUCUCAAAAUGAACACUUCAUUUUGUUGAAAUAUUUUGUACAGCAGCAGUUAUUUGAUAAUCACAUUUGAACUUAAUGGAUAUAAUCACUUUUCUUGAUGUUCUUAUGUUGUCUCUUUAUACACUAUUGGUUCUUUAUCUUUUUUUAUUACAAAUUAUUAUUCUACCUCU
Molecule: messenger RNA, 2549 nt
Organism: Trifolium pratense (red clover)
Lineage: Eukaryota; Viridiplantae; Streptophyta; Magnoliopsida; Fabales; Fabaceae
Product: probable metal-nicotianamine transporter YSL7
Exons: 4
Coding region: 204-2288 (694 amino acids)
Cellular component (GO): membrane
Molecular function (GO): oligopeptide transmembrane transporter activity
Source: RefSeq, a predicted model, not a curated record